AUCAUUUGAUACUAGCAUGGGUUUAAAAGUUAUUUUUUAAAAUAUUUUAUUUUUAAUAAAAAAAUAAAAAAGCAUUUUACUAAAAAGAAAAACUAUAAAUGCGCUUGCGUAUCAUGACUUUUCGACAUCGGCGUCGACGCGACCCUUGCCUCGUUUUGUUGGCGCAUCUUGCGAUUGUAUUAGUAAUUCUAAUAGUAUAUAUAUAUAUCUCUAAUGAGAAAUUUCCAACCCAAAAAGGGGUAAGUUGGUUAUCGUUGACAGUAGAACUAGUGUACGUCCAACGACGAGGACGACGGGGUUACUACACGACGGUGGUAACGACACCAUGCCGUCGUUUAUUAUCACACAUAAUCAACAUCAGAAUAAAAUAAGACAAGUAUGAAUGCAAGUGGUGAAUCUGGCGGGACAAUGUCCGGCGAUGAUUAUACUGAAAGUUGCACAAGCAGUGAAGAAGAUACUGGUGCUAAUUUACCAUCAUGGGAAGCAGCAGCAGCAUCAUUAACUCUUGGUUUUUUAGUAUUAGCAACAGUAUUAGGGAAUGCCUUAGUAAUAUUGUCAGUGUUUACAUACCGGCCAUUACGUAUAGUUCAAAAUUUUUUUAUAGUAUCACUGGCAGUUGCUGAUUUGGCAGUAGCAAUACUGGUAAUGCCAUUUAAUGUUGCAUAUUUAUUAUUGGGUAAAUGGAUAUUUGGUAUUCAUUUAUGUAAAUUAUGGUUAACAUGUGAUGUAUUGUGUUGUACAGCAAGUAUACUUAAUUUGUGUGCCAUAGCCCUUGAUCGUUAUUGGGCAAUAACAGAUCCAAUAAAUUACGCACAAAAACGUACAUUAAAACGUGUAUUAGGAACAAUUGCCGGUGUAUGGAUAUUAUCUGGUGCAAUAAGUUCACCACCAUUGGCCGGAUGGAAUGAUUGGCCUGAAGAAAUAGAACCCGGUACACCAUGUCAAUUGACCCAACGUCAGGGUUAUGUUAUUUAUUCAUCACUAGGUUCAUUUUUUAUUCCCCUAUUGCUAAUGAGUCUCGUUUAUUUAGAAAUAUUUUUAGCAACACGUCGACGUUUACGUGAACGUGCACGUCAAAGUCGUUUUGGUAUUGUUUCAUCAACGCGUAAUCGUGGUGGCGCUGGUGGUAAUGCUGGAACUGGUGGUAAUGGUGGUCGGGGGGGUCCUGGUGGCAGUCAUGAUCCAGAUGACGCUGAAGAAUCUGUUAGUAGUGAAACAAAUCACAAUGAACGUACGAUUACAACACGUGUACACGGUAAACCAAGUUUAGUUGUUGUUGAAGAUGAUGCUGCUACUGAAGUAACACUAAAUCCAACUCCAUCACGAAUUGGUAAACGUUCGGGUAAUAGUGAGAAAAAUAAUCAAACUCCAACAGUUACUACAACAAAUCCAAAUGCUACAACUACAACUACAACCACAACAACCGUUUAUCAAUUUAUUGAAGAACGUCAGAGAAUUUCGUUAUCUAAAGAACGACGUGCUGCACGUACACUUGGUGUUAUAAUGGGUGUUUUUGUUGUAUGUUGGUUACCAUUUUUCCUCAUGUAUGUUAUUGUACCAUUUUGUCCGGCAUGUUGUCCAUCUGACCGUAUGGUUUAUUUUAUAACGUGGCUUGGUUACAUCAAUAGCGCACUUAAUCCACUUAUUUAUACAAUAUUUAAUCUUGAUUAUAGACGCGCAUUUCGUCGGCUAUUACAUCUCGGUUGAUAUUAUAUUAUUUUAUCGGUUAAAUUAUUUAUUAUUUUAUCUUAAUAAGGAAUUGCCACCUUUUCAAAUUUUUUCUCUCUUUACUACAUUUAUAUUUUAAAAGUAAGUUAUUUUAUUACGACUAUAAACAUCAGAUGCAGUCCGAAAAUUAUCUGUUUUAAUCUUACGGUACAUUUUUCUCGAAAUCCAAUAUCCGUUAGUUAUUUGUUGCAGUGAAAUUAAAUAAACUCACAAAUAUUAUAGUAAAACAUCAAAACCGUUUUUCUAUCAAAAAGUUUCUAUUAAAAUUGAAUAUCGUAGUAAAAAAAAAAAUAUACUGACAACCUGGUUGUGGUACAGUCGGUCACUCUAUUAAUUACUUCCCCUUCGCUAACUGAUGUCGGCUUUUUAAUUUCUACAUAACAACAAAACAACGAAAAUUUCAUAAAUUUUAAAUAUUAAAAUUUUUUUUAGUUUAUGAGAAAAAUGUAUCAAAAGGGCGUUAAUUACUUUUGUAAAAAAACAAUUUGAAAGUUGGCAGUUCCAAAAAAAUUAAAUAAAAAUAAAUAUAAAUUUUGUCGUACUAAGCCAAUAUCCCGUAAAUUGAGAUUUUUCUCAAUAAAUUCUAUAAUUUUUGGGUGAAUCCAAAUAACUGGAAUAUAAUUUUUCCAACCCAAAAUUAUAGAUUUAAGGUUGUAUCGAUUAAAUAUAAUGAAAAAAAAAAUUUUUCUACGAAAUUGACCAAGACUUCAAUUUAGAUUAGUGAAUAAAAAAAAAAAAUAAUAACAAUAAUAAAUAAAAAGGUUGUAAUUGUAUUUAAAUAAUAUUCCUGAAUCAGGAAUUUGUAAUAAUUUUUUUUUUUUUUAUAAACGUAUGUCUGCAUUUUCCCUCAAUUUUAUUUUCUUUACAAGACGCACAUAUUUUAUUCUCUCGUCGAUAAGUGUCUUGGAUCCUACGGCAAAUCGAGAAAAAUGGAAAAAAUUUAAUGUAAAUUGAGCGAAGGCUGCGUCAUGUAAAAAUAAAGAAAAUAACUUUAGUAUUGAUAAAAAAAAAUCGGCAGAUAAACGUUUAAAAAUUUCUUUUUUUUCGUCAAAAAAAGUAACAUUAUACUUAUCAUUAUUAAAAUAAUAUAUCGAAAAUAACUUUUUAGCAACGACGAAGACUUGUGUAGAAUCGGUAGUGAACCUCUACCAAUCGUUAUUAUAUUAUACUAAUUCCAAGUAUUAAGGUUGUGAGUAUUAUUAAAAAAAACAGAAAAAAAUUAUAACUAAAAAAAAAAAAUCAAGAAACAAAAAAAUCUAUAUAAGAACAAUGAACAUUUAAAAAUAAUAAUAAAAACAAUAAAAAUAAAAUGAAAAUUCUUACGUAAGUCGUACAGCAUAUCGACUUAGCCAUUAUGCGAUAACGUUUUAAUGAAAAAAAAAAAAUAAUAAUAAUAAUAAGUAAGAAUUUUAACUAAAUGUCCGAUAUGCACUCGGAAUAUUAUUAUUAUAACUCUAAUAAGGUUGUGAUAAGGUUGUGAGAUAUACAAUUAUAUAUAUUAAUUCUUAGCCGUGCUUUGAAUGGAAAACUUAAUAAUUUAAAUAAAAAAAUAUGAUAUUCAUAUUAUUAUAAUUAUUAUUGUGAUUAUAAUUAUUAUUAGAGGUGAAGAAUUCAUUACUUUCCUGGAUAAUUGAAAGUUUUGAGACAUUUCUACGUGCUCUGUUGUUUGAGAAUAAUCGAUAGACUACCGAGUUGUGACAUUAUAUAUAUCUAAGUAAAGUAUCACAUCCCUAUAUCUAAAACCAGGUACAGGAACAAAACCGCCAUCGAGUAUUGCACGAUAUGAACUUUGUUUAUGAGACUCGGAGGUUUUAUGUUUCUACAACUUUAAAUUGUUUUACUAUAACACUACAUCUAGUAUAGUCAUGUCUAGAUGUCUAGUCUACAGUUAUAUAUGACUUUAAUAUUGUUCACUAUUAGAAUCGGAUGCAUAUAGUGUCAAAUUUCAUUGCUAUUGUAAAUUCAAUUUUGAACUUUGAUUAAUUGCUGUCGGUAUGCAAUAGAAAACAAUUUUUCACCGAACCUGCACCGAGAGUUUAAAUUCCUGAGCUUAGAGGGAAGAAAGUCAUAUUUUUCUCUUAUGGAAAUAAAUAAUAAAAAUUAGAGCAUGCGCCAUUUUUCAAACAGAUUAAAAUUUAAACUUUCAGGUGCAAAUCUGGUGAAAAAUCUUAUGCACACCACAGAAGAGGUAGGACGUCCCAUCUGCAUGAUUGCCAUUAUACAUGCGGCUUGGAAAAUCCUAAUUUCCGCUCCUGGUGUGUAAUAGGGUGGGUUGAAAAAAAACUUUUUUUUUGUUUUUCUUAGCAUGGGGGUAGAAUUUGUACCUUAUAAAAAAAAAAAUUUUCCAAGAAAAAAAAAAUUUUUUUACUCAACAUUUUGAGGUGGCCCACUCGUUUUUAAAAUAAAUAAUUGAUCAAACGGGGUAGUCCCAACGAAAAAAAUUACAUGGUGUUCUAGAAUCUGUAGGGUGUCCCCUUGAAAGCUAAUUAAAAGUCAGAAGUUGAAAAAAAUUUUUUCCUAUUAUUUUUGUAAUUUAAGUAAAAAAUCAAAAAAUGAAAAGCAUUUUCUUUUGAAUUAAAACGAAAGUGAAGUAAGAAAAAAUCACAUUCGACAAUUAUUAGAUGUUUUCCACAAUUUUGGACAAAAAAAAAUUUUUUCGUUGGAACUACCCCGUUUAAUCAAUUAUUUAUUUAAAAAACGAGUGGGCCACCUCAAAAUGUUGAGUAAAAAAAUUUUUUUUUUUUAUAAGGUACAAAUUCUACCCCCAUGCUAAGAAAAACGAAAAAAGUUUUUUUUCAACCCACCCUAGUGUGUAAUAUACUAUUAGAUCACGGGAGUAAAUUAAAACAAUAGAUUCAUUUUUUAUAAAUAUUAAAUUUUUUUUUUUUCAAUAGUCACUACUCGGUUGCCUUGAAAAAAAAUCUUGAGAUGGUACAUAGAUGUAUGAUAAGCCGAUUCUCCUUGAGCUACUCUUAAAUAUGUAUAUAUAUAUAUCGUGAAUUUUAGUCUCUUCUUUCUUCUAGCCUUUCAUUUUUAUCUUUACUUAACUCUUUUAAGAUACAUUAUUGUCUUAUUAUGUUUAAGUGAGUAAAAAGAUAGUCAAGGGAUUUAAUCUUUUGUUUAAAGUGUACUAGAAUAUUCUAUUGAAAUAUGAUAGGAUCUUUAUAUUGAAACAAUUACGCUUUAUUUUAUUAAUUAAUAUUCUUAUUUGUAAAUAAUAUAACAUAAAUAUUUUUUUUAUAUUUUUAGUGAAAAUUAAAUUGAAUUUAAAUAAAUGAGCUCUAUAGCAAAAGUGGUUGUUGUUAAGAAAAAAAAAGUUGACUAAAAAUAGCAUGAAGAAAAAAAAAAAGGAAAUAACUAAAGAGAAUGAAAAAGCACUACUUCUCGAGAGUGUUUACUUGGUCAAAUAACUCUUCGUGCUGUUGUUAAAAAAAGGCUACUCAUGCGGCUUUCAAGUCAUUUUCAUUUCUCGUAAAAAGGGAAAUAAAAAAGUAAAUCAUAAAAAAUAGCUAAGAAUUAUUAAUGGCUAUAAACACGAAAAAUACUUCAAAGUAAUUAUGAGUUUGAGGGUUAAAAUUAUAUUUAUUUUAUGAGCUUUAAUUAAUUUUAAAAUACUGCUCUAAUUCACAAACAUAAAAUACAUUUUUUUAACAAUUCUAAAAAAUCUAUAAUUAAAAACUUUUAAAGUUUCUUUAUGUUUAUUUAUUUUUUAAGUGUACGCACUGCUCUACCAACUGAACUAUCCAAGAUUCUAGUUUAUAAGUUACAUUAAUUUAUUUUUUAAGUGUACGCACUGCUCUACCAACUGAACUAUCCAAGAUUUUAGUUUAUAAGUUACAUUAAUUUAUUUUUUAAGUGUACACACUGCUCUACCAACUGAACUAUCCAAGAUUCUAGUUUAUAAGUUACAUUAAUUUAUUUUUAUACAAAUACCUCCAACAUUGAUGCCUUCCCUUUAUUGUAGUUUUUAAAUAUCUUGUUUAAAAUAAUUUACACAAAGAAUAUCUCAAGGAGAAUAUUAGGGCCUGGUUGCCCAUGACGUAAUCUUUACAUUAUCUAAAGAAAAAAAAAAUAAUUAUAGGUAUAUAUAUAUAUAUAUAUAUUUAUGUAAUUUACGCAUACGAGUGAAUAAUAAAUAAAAUUAAUCACUCAUAUUCGUACUUUACCGUAUAGAUAAAUAAUAAAUUUAAGUGAUAAAAUAAAAAAAAAUACUCAGUUGGUUGUGAUUUAUAAGUAUAGCAAUAUACAGGAAGCCGGUGGGAGUUAAGUCAUUUUGGUGAAAUUUUAUGCCUGAAUGUGUUCUUAAUAGAAAAUGGAAUAAUAAUAAAAAUGAUAUGUUUUGUCAAACAGAUAAAGAGAAAAGAUAUUACUUAUUUUAAAAUUAUCUCAAUGUUUAAAUCCACGUAUAUUUGAAUUUAAUGAAUUUAAAUCUUAUGAAUACAUAAAAUAUGUGCAAGUAAAUAAGGACGUAUUAUACUUAAUAAUGAUGAAUUAAAAAAUAUAAAGGAUAAAUUACUUAUGGUAAUUUAUUAAAGAUUUAAAAAAAAAAUUUAGAGUGAAAACGAAAUAAAAGUUAAAGAAUAAGAAUUUAAAAAAAAAAGACAUAACUCCUCUGGCAUUUUUUCGACUGCGUGUAAAUAAUUCUCCCUGAAUAACAAAAAAAGAUCAGUCGAUUAAUUGAAAUAUAAAAAAAUAAUAAUAAUAAUGUUACCACAUGAGUAAUUAUUAAAAUAAAAAUGAAAAUUUAUUUACAAAAAGAAAUUUAUUAAUUAUAAGUGAAAUAUUAAUUAGCUUUAAUUUAUUGUUAUUUAUUUAUUAUUUUUAAUAAAUUUUAAUUAUUAAAUCCAGUAGUUAUUUCAUUAUCACAAGCAAUAAAUAACAGUAAUUAUUUUUAAAUUAAAUUUCAAGGGAAUAUGGGACAAAAUCAAAUCAUUUUUUUUUUUUUUUUGCCUCAAUAAUAGUAUCCAAUUUUGACCCGAAAAUUUACCGAAAAUAUCGUGUCUCAUUUUGCCCCGGAUCCCUCCAUUUAAUAAAAUUAUCAACCGCAAUAAAAAUAUAUAUAACUAACGAAACAAUAAAUGGUUUAAUUAUUGGAUUUAAUAAUAAAUAAAUAAAUAUUGUACAAAAUAAUAAAAUAAUUUAUAUAAUUUUUACCUUUCGUCCUUGCGUAAAAUAAAAUAUAUAAAAAAAAAAAUUAAAUUAAUAUAAAUAAAAUUGUGUAUUUGAUUUUACAAAGUUAUUUAUAAUUUAUAAAUGAAUAAAUAAAAAAAUAAUUAAAAAAAUGAUCAAGCUAUGUUGAUAAUUAGCGUUUAUUUUAUAUAGUUUUAUAAAGAUAAAAAAAAAUAUUAAUAAUAAUAAUAAAGUUUAAAGCUAUUUCAAGAAAUGGAUUGAGUAGAGGGUGAUUUUUUAAGUACGCAGGCGUGGAAAAUAGUCGAUAUAUGUGCCGGUAAAGCUUGCCUGAGCCCCAGGACUCACCUGACGUGUCCGAUAACAUAGAAUAGUGCACUAGUAUAUAUAUAAAUAUAUAUAUAUAGGCCAAAGACUAAAUAAUCCAUUUAU
This is a messenger RNA of Microplitis mediator, 7287 nucleotides long. Its product is annotated as putative tyramine receptor 2. Gene Ontology annotation, molecular function: octopamine receptor activity. Gene Ontology annotation, cellular component: membrane. The record is from RefSeq and is a predicted model, not a curated record. Lineage: Eukaryota; Metazoa; Arthropoda; Insecta; Hymenoptera; Braconidae. Gene Ontology annotation, biological process: adenylate cyclase-activating adrenergic receptor signaling pathway. The transcript is spliced from 2 exons. Bases 379 to 1707 code for a protein of 442 amino acids.